Ziziphus jujuba (common jujube) is the source of this 1836-nucleotide messenger RNA. RefSeq names its product linamarin synthase 1. Bases 97 to 1548 code for a protein of 483 amino acids. The record is from RefSeq and is a predicted model, not a curated record. NCBI's taxonomy places the organism in Eukaryota, Viridiplantae, Streptophyta, Magnoliopsida, Rosales, Rhamnaceae. The transcript is spliced from 2 exons. Gene Ontology annotation, molecular function: UDP-glycosyltransferase activity.
AAGCAAGAAAAGCAAAGCCAGCUAAUUUUCCCAUCUCUAUAAGCCUUUUUUUUUUUUUUUUUUUUUUUUUUCCAUACCAAAAAAAAAAAUAAAAAAAUGGGUUCUAUUGUAUCCGAAAACCCUCAUUUGGUUUGCAUUCCAUUCCCAGCACAAGGCCAUGUUAACCCAUUCAUGCAAAUGGCUAAGCUUCUUCAUGCCAGAGGCUUUUUCAUAACCUUUGUUUACACUGAGUUUAACCAUAGCCGUUUGCUCCGAUCAAAAGGACCAGAGGCUGUGAAAAACUCACCCGGUUUCCGAUUCGAAACGAUUCCCGACGGUGUUCCACCGUCGAACCCGGAUGCCACUCAGAGUGUGACCGAGCUUCUGUAUUAUACUCAGAAACACUCUGUGGCUCCUCUGAGAGAUCUGAUUAAAAGACUGAAUGCCACUGAGGGUAUUCCUCCUGUUGGAUGUAUAAUCUCUGAUGGGAUUAUGUGUUUUUCCAUCAAAGUUGCCAGAGAACUUAAGAUUCCUGAAGUUCAGUUUUGGACUGCUUCAACUUGUGGUCUCAUGGCCUAUCUUCAGUUUGGUGACCUUGUCCAAAAAGGAAUUUACCCAUUAAAAGACGAGAGUUUACUCACAAACGGGUAUAUGAAAACACCAUUGGAAUGGAUACCAGGAAUGAAACACAUGAGACUCAAAGACAUGCCGAGCUUCGUCCGGAGCACAGAUCCCAAAGACAUAGCCUUCAACAGGUGGCUGGAAGAGGCUCAGGACAAUCUGAAAUCCGACGCCAUCGUCAUCAACACGUUCGAGGAUUUCGAAUCCGAAGUCCUUGAAGCACUGGCUUCCAUGUUCCCCAACAUCUACAGCAUAGGUCCACUCUCAUUGCAGGUCAAAAGCUUACCCAAAAACAUCGACAGCGACGCGAAAAUGCCAAGUUUGUGGAAGGAAAACACUGAGUGCCUCGCUUGGCUGGACAAGCAAAAACCAGAUUCCACAGUUUACAUAAACUUCGGCAGCAUCGCGAUGAUGACGGAGGAUAACCUGAAAGAGUUCGCUUGGGGACUCGCUAAUAGUGGCCAUCCAUUCUUGUGGAUACUCCGAAACGAUGUCGUUCAAGGGAGCUCCGCCGUUUUGCCUCUCGAGUUCUUGGAGGAGACAAAAGAUCGGGGUUUGAUAGUGAAUUGGGUCCCACAAGAGAAGGUUCUGAAACACCCUUCCGUUGGAGCUUUUCUGACUCACAGCGGUUGGAAUUCGACUCUCGAAGGCAUCUGCGGCGGGGUUCCGAUGAUCUGCUGGCCGUUUUUCGCCGAACAGCAGGUGAACUGCAGGUACGCUUGCACCACAUGGGGGAUAGGUUUGGAGAUAAACAGCGUCGUAAAGAGGGAGGAGGUUUGUCGUCUUGUUAAGGAAAUGAUGGAGGAAGAGACUGGGAAGAUUAUGAGGAAGAAAGCUAAAGAGUGGAAGAGAAAAGCAGAUGAAGCUGUGGGUGAAGGUGGUUCUGCUUGUAAGGAUUUUAAUCAUUUAGUUAUGGAGCUUCAGAGGCUGUCGUUUAAUGGCCGAUGAAAAAACAGCCUUGGUUUAUUUAUAAUUUAGAAAAAUAUAAUAAUAAUAUAAUAAUAACGAUGAUGAUGACGACGAUGAUGAUGCAAGGCACUUGCUAUAAUAAUGCUGCGUGCAUAGCUUAAGAAAAUUAUUGUAUUAUGCUAUGUGUGCAGUGUAUAAAAAUUAAGAAAAUUAAUAUAUAUAGCAGUGUAUAUGAAAAUCUUUAUGGCUCAUAUAAUAUAAAGUCAUAUGAUUUUCAAGAAUAAUGUAAACUCUAUUUUGAUGGAAAUGAAUUAAUAGAUUUGAUUA